CUUGGCAAAUAUUGAAAAAGGAAAAAUCAUGCAAUGAGUGAUCCUACCCACAAAAGUCAUUUUCUUUUUCUUGCAAGUCAAGAAAUUUUGGAAAAAAUGUGAGAAUGUGCUGAUCGGUUUCAGAUGAAAAUUUUCAGUUAUACUCCACCACAGGUCGAGUGAAUUCUGAUAUUUUGUAUAAAAAAUAUAUUAUAUCUGAUGCUAAAAUUGGAAAAUUAUGGAUUCUGGGCAUUGCAAGAAAUGGUCAGUGAAGAACUGAGUUUUGUCUUCUUUUGAUUAUUGGUUUCCGUAUUUGAACCAAAUUGUCUAAUAUUGUAUUCUUAUAUGCUAUUUUUAUCACUAUUUUAUACAUCUAUCUCUCAUUGCUUACGUCCAGAUCUGGACUAAGCAGAGCCAAUUGUCUAUCACACACACACACACACACACACCCCCAGAAAUUCCCUUAAAAAAGAGAAGAUUUGCUUCUAACUCCCAUAUCUGACAUGCCCCCAAAGACUCAGGGUGUUAGAAUCUGGUCAAGAGAAUCAUACAAACUACCAUAAAAAGAUUCUCACACUCACUUCGAUGAAUACUAUAAUUAUGUUUUUGGCCAACUGGAUCUUCCUUAUUUUCCUCGGGAAAAGAGUCUAGAGUGAUAAAGAAGAGUUUGUUCUGGUUUUGGUAAUAUGGAUGAUUUUCCAAAAAUGUUAUGCGGGUGGAACUGGGAAGAGAACAAGCUGUUUGAGCUGGCUUUGGCAGUGGUUGAUGAAGAAGACCCUGAUCGAUGGAAACUGGUUGCAUCCAUGCUUGGAGGGAAGAAGAGUGCAGAGGAUGUGCAAAAACAUUAUGUGAUUCUCUUGGAGGACUUGAAGUGUAUAGAAUCGGGUGAAUUGGAUCAUACACUUGUUGAAGAAGCUCAGGCUUGUGUUCAAGUUGACCGUACUCAAUCUCUAUGUUGGACAGAAGAAGAUCACAAUUGAUCAUUUUUGCGAGCACCAGCAACAAGAUGAUUUAGUGUAGAUGGGCUCAAAAUUCCUUAGAAAUUUUAGAGGAUAUAGUUAUAGAUGUUCUUGCAUUAAAAUAUGUGCUGUUAUUGAAUCUGUGAAUACAGAUUGCUGGUACAAUUGGACAUAAAUUGAAUGAUAGGGCUAAAAGGUAAUUCAUCAAAGCAAAGACAUCCUGUUGGAGCUAUUCCUGGGAAGAAUGUAAGAUAUGCACAUAAUUGAUGAUAGGAGAAUUAUUUCUUAAGCUCUGUAAGUUGUUUCAUAAGUUCUAUUCUGUAACGCAGCAGCAACAGCAGUUGUCAGCAUAUCCCAAACCUGUAUGUAGCUUACAGUUGAAUUUGGAAAACUGAUUCUUUAUUAUAUCUCAGGCAAUGUAAUUAUUAGCCCAAAAGCAGAAAUUGACUUGUCAUAUCAUUUGAAUUAAUUUCCGUUGAUAAACAAAGAAUUUGAAUUCAACAAAUAGAAUGAACAGGUAGAUUUCGUCAACUCAGACUGCUCCUCAAGAGUCGAGAAUUUGUUUGACAUGGCAAUAGCUGGAAAGCAAGAGUUCAUAGCCAUCACCGUGCUCGGAACGAAAUUUCCCUUGGCCCAAAGGACUUGGAUUUUAGCACUUUCUGUCAGAAAAGUCAAGACCCAAUGCAGAAAAUGGAACCGCAGCAAACAUCAUCUCUCCAAUCUCCAUGACUUAUCAACUCAUCAGAAAACGCUCAAUAAAAUAUUCAUUGUAAAAAGGAUCAGGAAAAAUUAGUCUACAUUAGACAAAAGAAAAUUGCAAAUUUGUCACUAUUGAUAAUGAUAUCACAGGCAGUAAAUUUCACACAUGAAGGCUAACAUUUUCCUUACAGGGUUUUUGAAUCAAGUAUAUGUAGGAAAUAAGAACAAGUGAGGAAGCAGAAAAAGAAGAGCCACAAGCCAGGGAAGAGGCAGUGCAUGGGUGGUGCCAAAACAGAGAUUUCUGUUUGUAGCUCCAUUCAUGCUCUGCCUGUUCCCAGUCUUUGUAUGUCUUCUUCUUUAAUCUCUUCCCAGAAUCCCAAAUCCCAUUCACUUACCUUCCAUUGCCGAUAUGCCAUGCUAUUUCUGUCGCCAAAAAUCUACCAAAACCUCAGAUGCAUUCCUCCGCCUUCUCUCAGGGCAAACCAUAGAGUAAACAUUUGGAUCGCACCAAAGGCCUCAGCCUUCAGUGAUGGAUUGUGAGACUAUACCGUCCAUGGGGAUUUUAUAUUUGACAAGGAAAAGGGUUAUAGUACGCUCAUGUACUAUAAAAUUCUACUUGGACUAGCUGACUAUGUACUACCCUUUACAUGCUUUAGUACUAAUCAGAUAAUUGAAGUUCUAGAGUAUAUUCAGAAA
Hevea brasiliensis (rubber tree) is the source of this 2333-nucleotide messenger RNA. RefSeq names its product protein RADIALIS-like 3. NCBI's taxonomy places the organism in Eukaryota, Viridiplantae, Streptophyta, Magnoliopsida, Malpighiales, Euphorbiaceae. The coding region runs from base 666 to 959 and encodes 97 amino acids. The transcript is spliced from 2 exons. The record is from RefSeq and is a predicted model, not a curated record. Gene Ontology annotation, molecular function: DNA-binding transcription factor activity.